ACAAGUCUGAAGCAGCCAACUGGAACCCGGUUUUUAUUGUGGUACAUGCAAGAGAUCUAGACAAAUCGGAAAGGAAAAAAAUAUGGAAAACCCCAUUGUUAGCUAAAAUGAAGGAAAAGGUGUCUCACUGAAGAAAAUGAGGAAGAAGUUUUAUUGUUAAAGCAAAAGCUGGAAUAUCCUAAAAAUUGCUGCUUUAAAUAAACGUGAUUCAUCGCACAGAAAUUAGAUCAAGAAAACUAAAAUGGGAGUCUUCCUGACAGAGGAAAGGGGAAACUAGAACGGAGAAUUACCAGAUCUGAAAGAGAUGGAGUGAAAAUGGACUCGAUAUAUCUCAUUAAUAUUUUGAUAUUAUUUCUGUGUAUACAUGUAGGCCUGGCUCAAUGCAAAGGUUGCGCAGAGUCCUUAGCAACAUUAAGCAUUGUUUCAAAGUGCCCCCAUGAUUAUGAAUCCUGGAAAACAGCGGCCAAAAGGAAACAUUGUGAAAGUAUAGCUAAAAUUCAGAGGUGCUCAAAGCCAGAGGAAUUUGUGUAUCAUUGUCUUAUUAACAAUUGGGAAAAUGCAACAGUUGAAGUUUGCGCUCCUACUUGGUAUAUUAAUGGAUUUUGCGCACAGUUCAACAUCCCGGAGGGGAGAAUUCUGAACCACCUGCAAAGAGAUUGUACAUCCUUGCCUAUCCCUUGUCCUUCUCACUAUAUUUCGUCAGAAGCAUACAAAUAUCCAGAAUGCUUCCUCAAAGCAUUCUCCAACCCUAAAAAUAAUGGCUGCAGAUGUAUGAAAAAUGUUACUGAAACUGGUUUAGCUGAAGGACAAGAAAGAAAAUGUACCAAAUGCGCUGAAAUCUACAUACCAGCUUUGGCCGUCUUAGCUGUCAUUUCUGCCGUUCUCUUAAUUUUACUCGUCCUGCUUUGCAUUGUGUAUAAAAGAUCAGAGAAGUUUCAUCGGCAGCAAUCUAAAAAUAUGCACAAAACAGACGUUGAAACACAACUAAUGCAUACAUGUGCGUCCCAUGCAUUUAAAACUGGAGCCACAAACACAUAUUCUGAAGGAUACCAAACAUACCUAGAUGGCCAACAUUUAACAGAGAAAAGAGCUUACAAUUGGCAUAAUCAGCGGAUUCCGAAGGAAAUGGAACAGUUGGAAAAAUUUGGAAAUCCCGAGAAAUCUGGAAGAUUUACUGUACAGUUAUAUAGAGAACAAUCUCAAUCUGAUCUCAAUGGUGUUGGAAAGAGGGAUAUAUAUAUCCGAAGCAAUUCGUCUGGUGUUGGAGGGGCAUCUAGUCUUCAAGAAACAUCAUUCUAAGUUCAUCCCGAAGAAAUACAGAACAUGUGCUUUUUUAACAUAUAUAUACUACAUCAUGUAUGACUGUAUAUUGAGAAAAUUGGUAUAUAUCAUAUGACAUAUACCAGUAUAUAUUGCAUAAAAAAUAUAGAGAAUUUUUGUAUGAGAAGAUAGCUGAUCGGUUAAGGUCAAGAUCUAGUAAAUGACUUUAGAAUGAAUUUUCAGUGCUAAAUCCAUUAUGACGUCAUAAUCACUUUCAACUUUGUUUUUCCCGUACUUUACGGCUCUACUAGAAUUAUGUAGAAAAUAAAGUAUUUUCAUGGAAUUCAAUUUAAAAUCACACGAAAAGUAGUCCCGAUACCUAUCUUAGAUUUAAUAUUAUUUUAAAGUAGAGACUAAAAACAUGCAAAUUACUGUUUUCUGAAAAACUGUAGGCAAUCUGGAUACAUUUUAUUUGUCUGAUAUGGGAAAAAACUCCCAUUUUCAAUACUUGUUUUCUUAAUUUUUCAUUGAAAAUGACAGUUUAGAAUAAGGUUUUUCAUCUUGUUUUUCUACAAAUUAUGCCCCUAAACACAUAUUUUGACCAACCUUAUGUUAUAAAACAUCAUUAAAGGAAUUAAUUUCUUAAAUUUCAAAAAUCUGUAGGCACCUUCCAUUUACUAGAUCUUGACCUUAAAGAUUUCAAGGGGCCGUGAAAAAAAAUCCGCGCAAUGAAUUUUUCUCAAUUUUAAAUAUAAUUUGCCUUAUGUCAAUGAUAUUAUUAUAUGAGAGUAUCAACCAUGGUCAUCAGGGAUAUAAGGAAGUUAUGGUUGCCAUGGUAACCACCAUUUUUUAAUCCUGUAAUAUUUAUGAGAUAUAUUUUUGAAUAUGCCACACAUGCAUCAACAUUUAAACAAACUCAAUAAUUUCCUCUUGAUAUUAAAUGAUACGCUUUAUAUUUUAAUAUUAAAAAUAAAAAUUGUAUCGCAAACUAUUGAUAGAUGUAGUAAUGCCACCGUUUUUAGGGGGGUAUUAACUGUAAAUUUGAAGUAAUAUUUUCACCUCAAGGACAGUUUUCAACGUCUAUAAAAAAAUACCCAAUGAAUUUUCCGAAAACUAAUAUAUGCUGUACUAAAUAUUAUACGUACAGUUAUAAAUUUAUAAGUAAGUUAAUUAGAUUAAUUUUAAAUCUACACGCAUUUCAGUAACCCCCUCCCCCAUUCCUAGAAUAUUAAAAGAUUUCACAGAUCUUCAUAUGAUGGUUUGUUGUUGGACCUUAUAUAUAUGUUAUCUGUUUAAAGCUAUUAAAGCAAUGUGUAUAGAAAAAUAAAUACUUUUUCUUUGACAAUCUUGCAGCUGUGAUCAUUUUAUGUGUAAAGCAGAAUGACUUACAUAUCAAGGGCAAAGGUCACGAAAAUAACCUGUUGUUUUUUUUAAAAAUAACCAAAAAUCAGUUUCUCUUUCCCAAAACAUUCAUUUUGUUACUAUAGCAGUAAUAACACAUAAAUUCCAAACCACUGCACAGUCUUUUAAGGCCAAAUUCCUCAUGCUUUGAACACUCAUGCAGCGAAGUUUCUUCUUAGUGACCUGAAAUCAGA
This is a messenger RNA of Saccostrea cuccullata (small rock oyster), 2855 nucleotides long. RefSeq lists its product as uncharacterized. The record is from RefSeq and is a predicted model, not a curated record. The transcript has 12 exons. Bases 316 to 1299 code for a protein of 327 amino acids. Lineage: Eukaryota; Metazoa; Mollusca; Bivalvia; Ostreida; Ostreidae.